CGACGAACCGAGUCCGAAACUCGUACAGCAUCAUGAACGCCAAGGUGGUGGUUCUCUUUGCCCUGGUGGCGCUUGCUUUUGCUGAAGAAACGAAAAGCGACGAUACAAAGAAGAUUGAGACCACAAAGAAAGAUAAGCGUGGUCUUUAUGGAGCCUUAGGCUACGGCUACGGUCUUGGUGGGUUGGACUAUGGUCUCAGUGGCUUAAACACGUACUCGUCCCUUCCGCUCACCAGCGUGAGCCACGGUGUUUCUACCGUCUUGACGAAGGAAGUCGCUGUACCCGUGCCCCAACCAGUUGCCGUACCCGUCGAGAAACACGUUCCGGUCCCGGUUAAGGUGCCAUACGCCGUGCCUGUCGACCGUCCGUACCCCGUCCAAGUACCCAAACCCUACCCAGUCGAGGUCACCAAGCAUGUUCCUGUCGCAGUAGACCGCCCCGUGCCCGUUCCCGUCAACGUUCCAGUUAAGGUUCCAGUUCCCGCCCCAUACGCCGUCAAGGUACCCCAACCCUACGCUGUCCCCGUCGUCAAACACGUGCCGGUACCAGUCGAGCAGCCGAUCGUUUACACGAAAUUGCACGCUGGUCUUGGAUACAGCGGAUACACCGGUCUUGGAUACAACGGAUACAACGGAUACAACGGAUACAAUGGAUACAGCGGAUAUAGUGGUUACAGCGGUUACCCGAGCUAUGGAUACUCUUCUUGGUAAAAUGGCAACCCCGAGAGCGAAGCUCUUCGUCAUCAGCGCAAAGCAUCACUUGGACCGCUUGGAUCUUUCAGAGCUUUUAGUGUUCACCUUCUUUAGGAAAGCGUUCCCAAAGAUAGAUUAUAUAUAUUAAUAUGUGUUAAUAUAUAUUCUUCUUCGUCGACAAUAAGUGUGAUUACAGUGAAUACUUCACGUUUCGAAAAUUAAGGAACAAUUUGGCGAGUUUUUCAUGUGGGAUUCUUUUGAACAUUUUUACGACAGGGACAGAAGGGAAGAACAAGUAUCUGGAAAAGAAGAGCGUCCUCUUAUUUUGAAAAAAAUAAAAAGACAUUUCCAUGACGAAAGAAUUCGAGUGGUGUUCGCGAUCAUCAAGUGUGACUACUUAGGUCUAUAUGUUUCUACCUGUAACUUCAUUAUAUAACUGAUUGUUCAUCAUCGAAAUAAAUCUUUUCCUAUGACAA
Molecule: messenger RNA, 1168 nt
Organism: Trachymyrmex cornetzi
Lineage: Eukaryota; Metazoa; Arthropoda; Insecta; Hymenoptera; Formicidae
Product: BCL-6 corepressor-like protein 1
Exons: 3
Coding region: 33-710 (225 amino acids)
Source: RefSeq, a predicted model, not a curated record